Lagopus muta (rock ptarmigan) is the source of this 2545-nucleotide messenger RNA. RefSeq names its product guanylate-binding protein 1-like. The transcript is spliced from 8 exons. The coding region runs from base 188 to 2413 and encodes 741 amino acids. Gene Ontology annotation, molecular function: GTP binding; GTPase activity. The record is from RefSeq and is a predicted model, not a curated record. NCBI's taxonomy places the organism in Eukaryota, Metazoa, Chordata, Aves, Galliformes, Phasianidae.
UGGAGGUUCAGUGUUGUGGUGCUGGCACACUGUGUCUGUACCAUAGAGGUACUGUGCUCUGCUGUCGGGGCAUUGUGGAUGCACCUUGGCAUUGUGAGGCAGUAGCAGCAUGGCUCCAUGUCCCACAGGACAUGAGGCACUGGUGCUGGACUGCUUCAGGCAUGAGGCAAUGGUACUGCAGCUGUAGAUGAAGUGGCUGCAGGAGGAGAAGCGCUGCAUCCAGCAGCCAUGGGUGUCAUGGGCACUGUGGUUGUGCUGUCCCUGCCCUCAGUGGCCAGCUAGGUGUCAGGCACUGUCAGCAAAGUGCUGCAGCAUGCUGGAGCUCUUAUCCCCACCAGCAGUCCCUGCAGUGAAUCCACCAAUAUGGUACAGGUCAUGUGACUUCAGUGAAUUAAGCCGUAUUCCGGGAAUUAGUAUUCCAGGAAAGGAAGAGAAAAAAGGGAAAAUCAAAGACACAGGAUGUGGAGGGUGGGGAGGAGCGAGACCUGGCUUCACUAUAUAUUGCAGUUUCCAGUCUGUGAUCACAGCAGGCAGCAGCACAACCAUGGACGCUCCGAUGCUCCCGAUGCCGGCUCCCCUCUGCCUGGUGACCAACAAGGACAGCGUGCUGUCCCUCGACCGCAGGGCGCUGGCAGUGCUGCGCAGUGUCACCCAGCCCCUGGUGGUGGUGGCCAUCGCUGGGCUGUACCGCACUGGGAAGUCCUACCUGAUGAAUCAGCUGGCGCAGAAACGCACUGGUGAGCAGAGGGGGAAACCCCAUGCGUUUGGAGGGGCAUCUUGUGGGAUUUCUGACAGCUCACUGCCCACAGGCUUCCCGCUGGGCCCCACGGUGCAUGCGGAGACCAAGGGCAUCUGGAUGUGGUGCCUGCCCCACCCGCGCCGGCAGGGAGUGACCUUGGUGCUGCUGGACACCGAGGGGUUGGGAGACCCCAAAAAGGAUGACGAUGACAGCGACGCCUGGAUCUUCACGCUGGCGGUGUUGCUCUCCAGCACCCUGGUGUACAACAGCAUUGGCACCAUUGACCAGCGGGCACUGGAGCAGCUGCGGCUGGUAACGGAGCUGACAGAGCACAUCCGUGUGCGGGAGGAGAACGACAACCCAACAUCCAACUUUGUCCGCGUCUUCCCGUGCUUCGUCUGGACCGUGCGUGACUUCACACUGCAGCUGCGGGCCCUGAGUGAGGAUGAGUACCUGGAUGACAUACUGCGACUGCAGACCGGGGAUGGGAAGAAGGCCAAGGAGCGCAAUGAGCUGCGGAGCUGCCUGCGCAACUUCUUUCCCCGCCGCAAGCUGUUCACGAUGGAGCGGCCGGCAGCUGAUGCAGAUCUGCAGCGGUUGGAGGAGCUGCGGGAGGACGAGCUGCAGCCAGGCUUCCGGAAGCAGGUGGACGCCUUCUGCCGGUACAUCUGGGAGGAGGCGCCGGUGAAGGUGUUGCUGGGUGGGCACCAGGUGACGGGCAGCGUGCUGGCAGGCCUGGCGGAGAAAUACGUGGCGGCCAUCACCAGCGGCGCGGUGCCCUGCGUGGAGAGCGCAGUGACAGCGCUGGCACGGGCCGAGAACAGUGCAGCAGUGGAGGCGGCGGUGGCCGAGUACCAGCGGGGCAUGGAGCACGGCCUGGUGCUGCCCACAGCCUCACGCAGUGCUCUGGUGGCCGUGCAUCGGGACUGCGAGCAACGCGCCAUCACCCUCUUCCUGUCCCGUGCCUUUGCCGACCAUGAACGCCAGUACCAUGCAGAGCUGGUGGGCAAGCUGGAGGCGGCCAAGGACGAGUUCUGCCGGCGCAACGAGGAGGCGUCGGAGCAGCGGUGCCAUGCGGUGCUGCAGGAGCUUUGGAGGGAUGUGGAGCUGCGCCUGCAGAAUGGGGACUACGUGGCGCCUGGUGGUGCACAGCUGUUCAAGGAGGACCUGAACCGCGUGCUGGAGGAGUACAAGCGGCGGCCCGACAAGGGUGUCAGGGCGGAGGCGGUGCUGGAGGUGUUCCUGCGGGAGCGCGAGGGGCUGGCACAGGUGUUGAAGGCCACUGAGGUGCAGCUGGAGCUGGCGGAGCGGCAGCGGGAGGCAGCAGCGGCCGAGGCAGAGGCGGCCCAGAAGGCGGCAGAGGCAUGGCUGGAGGAGCAGCGGCGCACCAUGGAGGAGCACAAACGUCAGCUGGAGCAACAGUUGAAGGAGGAGCAGCGUGCGUGGCUGGAAGAGCAGUGGCGCGUAUUGGAGCACCACAAGAAGGAGUAUGAAGCACUGGUGCAGGAGGGCUUCAAGCGUGAGGCAGCAGCCAUGCAGGAGCUGAUCACACAGCUGGAGGAGGAGAAGAAGAACAGGAAGCGGGACACCCGGAUUAGCUCAGCUCUGAGCAUUUUGGCUGCAUUCCUGCCUGGUGCGGCAGGAAAACUUUUUAAUAAACUGCGGCCCAUGUGAUGUGGACUGUCCCCCAGCAGCUGUCCCUGCAAUAAAUCCAGUUGCACUGCCCAGGGUCUUGUCAUUUCAGGGAAGCGUGGGGCUUAAUUCCAGGAAAGCAAAGGCAGCAGAGGCAGAGGGUGGACUAUUGGG